CCAUGCACUUCACGUUGCAGGGCUUCCCCGCGAUGAUCACCCUGGUGUCCGUGGAGCCGACGGCGCCGGACGAACUGAUCGGGGCGUACACGCGUCAAUUCCCGGCCCCCCACCAGAUUCAGGUCAUGCCCUUUUUGCAGGUAGGUCGGGCUCCCAGGGUUUCGUUAGGGGGGGGGGGUAUGUCUAAACAAAAGAGUUACGCCUUUAAUCUUGUAUUUACGCUGUCAACAUUGCCUUAUAAAUAACACUGUCCUUUUAAGAAAAACAUUGCCCUAUAAAUGACAUUGUCAUGUAAAUAACACUUCCAUAUAGAUAACAUUGGCAUAAAUAUGACAUUGCCAUAUAGAUGACAUUGCUAAAGAUGGCACAGCCAUUUAAAUAAAUUUGUAAAAUUAAGUACCUUUGCCAAAUAGUUUACAUAAGCAUUUAGCUGUCAAUAACAGUUGAAUGACAACAUGUUCAUGACAUCUCCAUUUCAAUUAAAUGAUGAAAUGACAACACAGUUUUUGUAUGUAAAAUGUACAAGAGGCAACACGUUAUAACAUUUAACAUUAAGAUAACACCUAACCAUUUCAUGGACAUGACUCUAAAUUGAAUUCUAUGUAAUCUAUCGCGGGCAAAGUGUGAAAUCCGGGCAUUCCACAGAAGGUCUAGGCAAUGUGUAAAAAGCCGUAUAUAUUUUCUACAUUCGUCAGAUAUUCUAUAGAAUGCCUGGCUUACAAAAAUCGCCUGCGAAACAUCGACUUAAAAUGAGCGGAGUUCUACAACAGGCCCGCACAACACAUGGCGGCCCGCACAACACAUGGCGGCCCGCACAACACAUGGCGGCCCGCACAGCACAUGGCGGCCCGCACAACACAUGGCGGCCCGCACAACACACGGCGGCCCGCGAAGUAACGAAAUACUCUGUAGUAUUAUUAUUUUCUUAAUAGCUUGCAACCCCCGCCACCCCCACCCCCACCCAAAAAAAAAUAUUUUUUUUACAUUUUUUUUUAAAAUCCUAUUUUCUUUCGGCACGCACACGGUUUUCAUAAAGUAUUACGGCCCGCCUCACAUUUUAAGUUGUGCAGGCCUGCCAUACAAUAUGCGCGUUGAGUCCACACCAAGUCUCAUGACAGUCACGACAGUCGUAUGAGUAAGAACAUGGCAAAACAGUCGUAGAAGUAGCUAGAUUGACACAAAAGUCGUAGAAGAUUAACUUGACACAAUGGUCGUAUAAGUAGCUAGAGUAACACGAUAGACGUAUAUGUAGCUAACUUGACACAAUAGUCGUAUAAGAAAUUAUAUUAAUACAAUAGACGUAUACGUAGCUAACUUGACACAAUAGUCGUAUAAGAAAUUAUAUUAAUACAAUAGACGUAUACUUAGCUAACUUGACACAACAGUUGUAUACGUAACUAGAUUAACACAAUAGACGUAGAAGUAACUAACUUGAUACAAUAGUCCUAUAAGUAGCUAGAUUAACACAAUAGACGUAUACGUCGCUAACUUACACAACAGUCCUAUAAGUAGCUAGCUUGACACAAUAGUCGUGUACGUAGCUAACUUGACACAAUUGUCGUACAAGUAGCCAGCUUGACGUUUCUAACCAAAGUAAAUAUCACUUAAACCUCGUGAAUCUACCUUUCAAAUAAUAUCUAGCGUUUCAUUUUUUUUGUAACGGACUAUGUUUUCACAUGUAAACAGAGAGGUAGCAUGAGUGGACAGUGAGUGUGUUCACCAGGUUUUUCCACGGGGAGAGACAAUCAAUGUGGAUUGUAUUUUUGAGAACAAAUGUGAACUAUAUGUUUUCACAUGUAAACAGAGAGGUAGCAUGAGUGGACAGUGAGUGUGUUCACCAGGUUUUUCCACGGGGAGAGACAAUCAAUGUGGAUUGUAUUUUUGAGAACAAAUGUGAACUCCACGUUUUUGGAGAGUAAAAUUAUGUUUUUGUCAGAGCGGUUGUUUUGCACGCUUUGCUGGUAAUGAAGUAUGAGUUGACUGAUAUAGUAGAGAGCUGAGCGCAGAGCAGUAGAGUCAGUCAGUAGCGUGAGAGCUGUGUGAUUAGACAGUUGAGCUGAGGACGUGUCUUUCUUAAUGAUGGAAUACUAUAUAUGUGAAAUUACAUUCAUGCAAGGAUUAUUUAUUAAUAUUAUCAAUAUAAAGUGUGUUCAAUAAAGUACUGUGAGUUUUAACUAGAAUUGAGCAUUCUUCUUUACGUGCCUGAAUAAUAAGUGAAAGAAUGAAGAAGACUGAGUCGGCAUCCUGAAGCGUUAAUAUAAGUAACCAUACUACUGACAUAACCCACAGCAUAAGAAAUAACAUCCCACGCCAUGUCAGAGUAGAAGUGUGUUACAUUUUUAUUGUGGCUUUUUUUUUUCUUUCUUUUUUUAAAGUUAAUUUUCUUAGCGCGUCCUGGUUUCUUCGUCCUGACGUUUGCCACAAGUGACAGAGCUGAAGAGUUUGAUAACAAAGUCUACUUUGCGGCCCAGAUAAUGAACGACACCAGCAUUGGUUUCUUUAAGAGCAAAAUCGUACACGGAGAAGGAAUCAUCGUAAGUAUAGAAAUUUUAAAAAAUAAAACGUUUGUAAAAAGUUUUUUGAUUUCACCUUUUAUAAGUCUUUAAAAAAAAAAAUCAUUGCACCAUAUUUCCUUCAUUUUCCCCUUGAAAAACAUGAAAAACUGGAGUGAAAAUUUAAAAGGAUGUGUUGUCAAGUUUCAGCUCGAUGGGAUGACAGGAAGUGUGUGUGGGGGAGGGGGGAGGGGGGCUAUAAGCCCUCCGCAGAUUUUGCCGCCAGAAGAAACACACGAACAAAAACUAAGUUAAUAUAAAGCACUUGAAAACUUAUGGAUAAACUUCGUGACAAAAAAUAAAAUUGAGAGAUUUAAAGUUUUAAAAAAUGUGUUUUUCCAAACCGUCGAUAUGGUAAUUAUGUGUGUCAGGAACAAUAAAGUAUCUAGAAGUUGAGUAGAAUGGAAAGCGCUAUAGUUUAACAAAUGUACAGCAGUUGAUGGAAUAAAAUCGCAAUCGGGAGAUUUAAGCAAUCAAAUUUUUUUCUUCAUUAUUGUUUUCCAACUAUUCCAAUGUUUUCCAAAAAUUCUAACGUUUUACAACUAUUGUAUUGUUUUCCAACAAUUCUAACGUUUUACAACUAUUGCAUUGUUUUCCAACAAUUCUAACGUUUUACAACUAUUGUAAUGUUUUCCAGCUUUUCUGAUGUUUUCCAGGUAUUCUCAAACUGUCAACUUAACAAUAAUAAAAAGGAUUACGUAUAAUGAUUUUAAAUUGAUCGAAGAAGACAGGAAAAUAACAUUUGAUCUCGUAUGAAUUUCAUAUAAUAUUUUGUUCCAUCCCGGGAACCGUUCACAGGUACAAGUACUUCUAAACACACACGUCCAGGCCGAGCUUGGCAGCGACUACUCUGUCCAAACC
Molecule: messenger RNA, 3413 nt
Organism: Lymnaea stagnalis (great pond snail)
Lineage: Eukaryota; Metazoa; Mollusca; Gastropoda; Lymnaeidae
Source: the annotation of a GenBank genome assembly